This is a messenger RNA of Pistacia vera, 1213 nucleotides long. Its product is annotated as partner of Y14 and mago. The record is from RefSeq and is a predicted model, not a curated record. Gene Ontology annotation, molecular function: RNA binding. The transcript has 4 exons. Gene Ontology annotation, biological process: exon-exon junction complex disassembly. Gene Ontology annotation, cellular component: exon-exon junction complex; cytoplasm. Lineage: Eukaryota; Viridiplantae; Streptophyta; Magnoliopsida; Sapindales; Anacardiaceae. Bases 300 to 1004 code for a protein of 234 amino acids.
AUUCCCAUGUAUACUCCAAAAUAAUUUAGAUCAAGAUAUCCAUCUAUCCCAUUCCAAAAAUUCUUACUAUGCAAAUCUAGCCUAUGAGGGUGAGGCUCCUUGGAGCCGGAAAUCCAUGGAUCACUUUGACAUCCCUAUUUUACUUAUAGACGAUAGUGGGAUUUAUAAUAGUUUCCAAAACCUUGUGGGUUUUGUGGGUUUCAUAAAUUAAGCAAUCUUUUAGGGGUGAAUUUGUAAUACAAAAAAUACAUGUUUAGUGUGAAGAAUUGACGAGUGUGGCUGUGUGAAGUAAUAAUCAAAUGGGUAGCAGCAAUGGCGGAGCAGAAGAAGAGCUAAGCAAAAUGGCAGAACUUAGCAAAACCUUAAAAGAAGGAGAAAGAAUAUUGGCUCCCACUCGUAGACCUGACGGUACUCUUCGAAAACCCAUUCGAAUUCGGGCCGGUUAUGUCCCUCAAGACGAAGUCGCCAUCUAUCAGUCCAAAGGUGCUCUGUUGAAAAAGGAGUUGAUGGCAUUGCAGGAGGUGCCUCCUGGUUAUGAUCCAGUUAUUGAUUCAAAACCGAAGACUAAGUCCAUCAAAAGAAAUGAACGAAAGAAAGAGAAGCGGCUACAGGCUGCUCUUGAAAAGGAUAAGAACUCGGAAGCCACAGUAGAUGGGGAGACAAAUAAGGAAGAAGUGGAACUUGCUGAAAAUAUAAGUCAUGGAUUGGAAUCUGCUAAAUCAUUGACAUCUCAGAUGAAUGAACUGCAUGUUUCCACAAAUGAAGUUUUAGAGAUCCCUCCCUCAGACACGAAGGGUGCUUCGGAUGCAGUAGCUCUGAGUCAAGAUAUUGAUAAAAGAAUUCGGGCACUUAAAAAGAAGAUCCGACUUGCAGAAGCUCAACAACAGAAGACUGGACAGAGGGAAAUGAAGCCAGAGCAGCUAGAGAAGUUGUCGAAACUUGAAGGUUGGAGGGAGGAGCUGAAGCUUUUGAAGGAUAAAAAGGGUGAGAUGGUAGCAUCAUGAUUAUAAUUUGUGUUUUUGAAAACUCUGUAGCUUUUUUUUAUAGUUUGCUUGAUGAUGUGAACUCUGGAUUGUGUGAAUUGAUGUUUCAUCUAUCAAGAUUUUGAUUUAAUGAGUUUGCAUAUGACCACAUGGAUAGAAAGUAAAUAUAACUAUUGUUCCAAAACUUUUAAAUUCUUUCUCUAAAACUUGACAAGGAAACGAGUCUGAAC